Ornithodoros turicata is the source of this 2942-nucleotide messenger RNA. RefSeq lists its product as uncharacterized. Bases 243 to 2495 code for a protein of 750 amino acids. Gene Ontology annotation, biological process: cell surface receptor signaling pathway; G protein-coupled receptor signaling pathway. The record is from RefSeq and is a predicted model, not a curated record. NCBI's taxonomy places the organism in Eukaryota, Metazoa, Arthropoda, Arachnida, Ixodida, Argasidae. Gene Ontology annotation, molecular function: G protein-coupled receptor activity. Gene Ontology annotation, cellular component: membrane. The transcript has 3 exons.
UCUUCUCAGACAGACAGAUCUCGGAAGGCCACUGGAAGGGAAAGGUUAAGGCCAGAGAGCUCUUUGUUGUCCGUGUUUUCCCGUCGCUGUUACCGGAUAGAAAGUAUGUGAUCGUGGUGUACUUGCAAUGCGCUCUGGAUAUCGCCUUGACUACGUCAAACCAAGAGAGCGUCGCAAAGUCCCGACACUAUUUGGCCAUGUGAGUGUUACUACAGCGUGAAAUCCGAGGAUCUGUCACAGGUAUGAUGUGGCCUCUCUUCCUGCUUGCAGUGGGGGUGCUUGCCCCAUCCUGUCACGCACAAUGGGACUUCCAACCAGAAUUACCCAGCUGCAACAGCACCUGCAUUGGCAAUGAUAACACAUCGUUACCAGAAGACUUACUCCAUCGAUAUCGCACCUGUAGCUGUGAUGCAGACUGUGCUGCUUAUGGUGACUGCUGUUCGGACAACCCCGCCAUAAAACAACAACGGCAGAUAUGGUCCUGCUUCCGCUACAAUGAACAGCAAGACGGGAUCUUAGUCCAGCAAAUUUGCAUGUCUGACUGGGAAGGAGAUGGCAACAUCUUGCGCCAGUGCGAAUCUCCUGCAGACCCCGUGACUGACCCACACCUGCAGGCACCAGCUACUAGUUCAGCAUCUGGAGUGUCAUACAGAAAUAUUUUCUGUGCCAUAUGCAACAAUGAUUAUGAGACAGCAAAACCGUGGAUUCCAGAUAUGCAGUGUGAUGAUGUUUUUAUUGCUCCAGAUAUCAAUGAAACAUACAUAAGAGAGAACUUGGAGCUCCAUGCAGGGAAGUGGGGACUUUGGCUGGAUGUUGAUGACGAACGUGAUUUUUAUACAUGUGAUCUAAAGUACAAGGCACCGAAAGUGAAUGCAUCAUACAAUUGUGUACCAGUUGUAGACACUUGUGAUCCUUCUUGGAGUGGUUCAGAAACUGAAGUGCAGUGCAAAUCACACACAAUUAAAGUGCAUAGUGAUGGGAUCACAUAUCGUAACAACCACUGUGCCAUCUGCAACAACGUAACAUAUCCAAUAAACUGUGGACCUGCAGGGUCGGGUCUCAAGGGACGCCUCUUCAGCUUCAGCGUGCUCAUGGACGUCAACCCAAAGAGUGGAAACAUUGUCGGGAAAGUUGAAUUGUGUGGUGAGACCGAGGUGUACGAUCCAUUCUACAAGAAGUGCAGGAACAUUGUCUGUGGCACACCUGGAUAUGUGCUAGAAGGAAAACAUUGUGUGCUACAUGACGAAAGUCGUCUGCGAACAUUUUUACGCAGUGGGGCAUACGAUGACUCAGGUGGAAGGGUUGUGAUGUCCGAUGAGUUCCUCAACUGCACUCACACUCACCUAGAGCAGGAUGAGUAUAUGCUGCGACCGAGUGGUCAUAUGUAUGCAUUACGGUAUGACAAAGACUUUAAACCACAAGACUUUCACAUUCAGACAGAUAACCGAGCCAUGGUGUGUGCAUUCUUUAUUAACACUUCCAAUGAGAUAACAAAGUUUUCACCUUACAUGGGUUACGCAUCUGCAAUUGGCCUGGGCAUCUCCAUCUCCUGCCUUGUCGUCCAUCUCUUUAUCUUUGCAGUUGUGCCCGAAGUGCGUAACUUGUCGGGAAAAAACUUGGCCCACUUGUCUGUUGCCCUGUUAGCAGCCUACAUUUCUUUCAUCAUGGGUCAGCUGACUCACUUGAGAUUUGUCCCCUGUCGAGCCCUUGCUAUCAUAGCAUAUUACUUCUUCACGGCGUCCUUCUUCUGGACCAAUGCUAUGGCAUACGACGUAUGGCGUACACUACGUGCUGCCACGAGGGAGCUGCGCGUUGGAAGUGGCUCCCAGUGGAAGCGGCAUCUGGUGUAUAUGUUUUACUCAUGGAGCAUUCCUGCCAUCAUCAUUGGAACAGCCGUGUUCUUUGAUGAGCCCUCAAAUGGAUUCCCCCGUGAGUACAGACCUGCAUUCGGGAGGCACAGUUGCUGGUUUGGCCAGCGCAAGGCAUUGCUUGUAUUCUUUGCUGGUCCCGCCGCAGUGGUGACUAUUGUCAACAUGAUCCUCUUUGUGUCAACAGCCAUAAUGAUUAUUGGGUCAACUAAGUCAGCAAGCAAGAACUCCAGUGGCACGGCACGACGAAACUUUGGGCUAUACUUUCGUCUGUCUGUCAUGAUGGGAUUGUCGUGGUCAUUUGGACUUGCUGCAGGCUAUCUAGAUUUGGAUGUUCUCUGGUACCUCUUCAUUAUAUUCAACACUCUUGAAGGUCUUUUCAUCUUCAUAGCGUUCUCGUGUACAAGCAAAGUUGGUGGAUACCUUCAGGAUAGCAUCCUCACCUGCUUCAAGAUGAAACCAGAACGGAAUGCAACUCUUAGCUCAGGGUCUGGAUACAAUUCUCAAAGUACAGGAUCUACACAGUUGUCUCGCAGAAGUACACCGCGAAAUUCAACGAAUUACAAACGAACUGCACCAUACUUGGCACCAGGCAAAAGAGGCAUAGCCAGCUUGGAUAUGCAUUAAAGCAAGUUUCCCUUUAUUCCAAUGUCAGCUUGAGGUAAAUGUGCUAGUGGCAAUGCUGGACUUUUUUUACAUCACCAAAGUGCCAACUUGCACCACGUGCAGUUGGAAGUUUCAAGACUCUAAUCAUUUUUGCCAACAUUGUUGUUUGUGUCACAUUCCCACCUGAUUCACUUUGGCUCUUUUAGAAUUUGUGUGAAUAGAGUGUAAAUUUUAAGUUUUAUUGUAAUGGCUUCAGAGUCAUCGAAUCAGCAUUGUGUUCCAAGUAAGCAGUGUCCAUGCAAAUCAAGGUAAUGUGACAAGAUCUCUCACUCAGACAUUUCAAACCUUCACACUCUUAGCCAUUGUCACCUCACUUUCUGGCUUUGUCAGAAGUCAUUAUAGAACAAUACUGUAAAUACAUAUUGUAAAAAUGCAUUUCAGAUUGUAAAUAAAAUUGUAAAUACUGUU